AUGUCCAGAUUCGGAUGUGUGGCUAUCACAGCUGGGCAACUCAUUGUCAUUCACGCCGUCGCCGGUGUCCAUCGUACUACAACCUCUCUCUUCUCCGUGUAUAUUACUUUCCUUUCUUCUCUCGUAAUGGAUUCCGAAUCAGAUCUUCCUCUUCGUCGUGUUCCAACUCUUGUGUCACUAUGCCAGCGAGCUGCCAUUGGGCAAGGAGUCGAAUCCAUCUUCACUCUAGGGAGCGACUUAACUUAUUCCCUUGUAAAGCCCAUUUUAGAAAAGUGUAAUGCUGAACAACUCUCUCGAUUUGAACAUUUGUCUCCACACCUUCAGAAAGAUACACCAGAGUUAUGGAAAGCACGGUGUUUCUCAGAUUAUCCUUUGCCGGCAGAGAGAUAUAUAGACGAUGAUCCAGAGGAACCAGAAACGUGGAGGUCAAGAUUUUUGGAACUGCGAGAAUCAGAAUCAAAGCGAAUGGACGAGUUAGCAUCUAAGCUUCGUACCCAACGAAUGGAGGCUGAUGAACGCAAGAAAGAGAAGGAAGUCAAAUAUACCGACCGUGUUCCCAGUGCAAAACGCCCAAGAUAUGGAUCAACUCAGCCCAAGACUUUGUUUCAGAAGACUAAAUCCGACGCUUCCAAAGUUCAACGUGCUUAUUAUAACACGCGAGUGAUUCCACCGAUGCCAGCGUCCAAGAAACACCGAGUUCUUCCCCAAAACCCUGGUGCGACUCUGUCACCUGUACCUUCAUCAUCGUCCGGAAGCCGCGUUGUAGUCAACACAGUUAUUCGGCGACCUCUCGUUUCGACUUCAAGUUCCGCUGCUUCAGGCAGCUUGGUAGGGAGGGCGCGAGUCUCUACGCUCAAAGCGCCCUCUUCUCAUCCGUUUCCAUCGGAUGCUCCCAAUUCGCCUUCAAUAUCUGAGAGACCAGAUGCACAUUCUUCGAAUAGUUCCUUGCCACACACGGUGGUCGACCCUCCGCGACCUAUGGCAAAAUUACCAACGCCUAAAAAGGAUCCAAUGGCAUCUCUAUUCGUUCCUAAGCGUAAACCACCACCACAACGUUCUGUGUAG
Molecule: messenger RNA, 1065 nt
Organism: Psilocybe cubensis
Lineage: Eukaryota; Fungi; Basidiomycota; Agaricomycetes; Agaricales; Agrocybaceae
Exons: 7
Coding region: 1-1065 (354 amino acids)
Biological process (GO): transcription elongation by RNA polymerase II
Cellular component (GO): nucleus; elongin complex
Source: RefSeq, a predicted model, not a curated record